AUGUACAACGCGCACCGCGCCAUGGGCCCCGGCCCAGGGCCGCAACAGCCCGCAGACCGUUUGAAUGAGCUGCUGCAGCAGGUGCGCGCUGAGUUUGAACAGCAAGCAGGCCGUUCCACCGAGCACGAGCAUCAGUUGCACGCUCAGAUCCAGGAGAUGGAGCUCGUACGGACCAAGAUCUACCAGCUCGAGACGACCCAUGUGGCUAUGAAGAACAAAUACGAAGAAGAGAUCGCUCGUCUUCGCCAUGAGCUGGAGCAACGAGGAGGUCCAUCGCAAGGUCCACAUGCUGCUCCAUCACAGCCGCCACCGCCGGCCAUUGGCCACGGUCCAGCUAACUUGUUCCAAGGCAUCAUGGCGGGCGGUGCAGGCGGUCCAGGUCUUGCGCCCCCUCCUCCUCAAGAUCAGCAACCUCAACCUGGGAUGCCUGGUCACAUGGCUCCUGGUGGGGGUCCUCCCGGUCUGAACCCACCUCCAGGCCCUCCUCACAAUCCAUUCGCUGCUUAUGGCCAACAACCGCCGGCCGGGAUCAACGGCUAUGGUCCAGGGCAACCGCCCCAGCCAACUGCAUCUCCAGGUGCAGGCAAGCCUCGCGUCGGUGGACCACCUGGCCCUUUACGCGGUCCAGCUACACCACAGCAAAACCCAGCGAAUGCCUACCCAGGCAGCCCGCAGGUUCCUAGACCGACACCACCACCUGCGAACCCAAAUGCGCAGAUCGCAACCGAUUUCCGCUACACUCAUCAGGAUUUGGACGCCAUUGGCAACCAGCUCUCAGAGUACGAUCCCGACAAGCUUCCACCACACUUGAAGCGCCAAGGUGAGGAUUGGCACGCAGUCUUCAACCCAAAGGUGCACCGAAGACUGGACGUUGAUCUCGUUCACAACCUUCCUCACCAGAGUGUUGUCUGCUGCGUGCGCUUCAGCCAUGAUGGACGAUUCGUUGCCACAGGAUGUAACAGAUCUGCACAGAUCUUCGACGUCAACACUGGCAAGCAGGUCUGCCACCUUCAAGACAAUGGCAACAACAGCGAGGGAGAUCUCUACAUCAGGAGCGUUUGCUUCAGCCCUGAUGGCAGAUAUCUUGCCACUGGCGCAGAAGACAAGAUCAUUCGCGUGUGGGACAUUGCCCAGAAGCAGAUCCGACACCAAUUCGCUGGUCACGACCAGGAUAUCUACUCCCUCGACUUUGCCUCUGACGGCAGGUAUAUUGCAUCUGGGUCGGGCGAUAGGACCAUCCGCAUCUGGGACCUCCGAGACGAUCAGUGCGUCCUCACACUGUCGAUAGAAGACGGAGUCACCACCGUCGCCAUGUCUCCGAAUGGCCGCUUCGUCGCGGCAGGUUCAUUGGACAAAAGCGUUCGUAUUUGGGACACUCAGUCUGGUGUUCUUGUCGAGCGCACUGAAGGCGAGCAAGGCCACAAGGACAGUGUCUACUCGGUGGCAUUCAGCCCUACGGGAGAGCACCUUGUCUCUGGUUCUCUCGACAAGACCAUCAGAAUGUGGAGACUCAACCCACGUGGCCAAUACAUCCCAGGAGGCCACCCACCACACCCAAAGAACGGCGAAUGCAUCCGCACUUUCGAAGGCCACAAGGACUUUGUGCUCAGCGUUGCGCUCACCCCAGAUGGCUCUUGGGUCAUGUCUGGGUCCAAGGAUCGAGGCGUGCAGUUCUGGGAUCCAGAGACUGGUGCCGCUCAGCUCAUGCUUCAAGGCCACAAGAACAGCGUCAUCUCCGUCGCCCCAUCGCCAAUGGGCGGCCUCUUCGCAACUGGUUCUGGUGACAUGAAGGCGAGAAUCUGGCGCUACGUUCCAUAUUCAGGAGUCUAG
Zasmidium cellare ATCC 36951 is the source of this 1830-nucleotide messenger RNA. RefSeq lists its product as uncharacterized. Gene Ontology annotation, molecular function: protein binding. The record is from RefSeq and is a predicted model, not a curated record. The transcript is spliced from 4 exons. Lineage: Eukaryota; Fungi; Ascomycota; Dothideomycetes; Mycosphaerellales; Mycosphaerellaceae. The coding region runs from base 1 to 1830 and encodes 609 amino acids.